AUGUCGUCCACCGAGCCGGUGAAGAUGUCUCUAGUUGUAAAAUUAAAUCGCUUCAAGGUACUACGAUGCCGAAGCGAAAAAUUCGUCCGCCUGGAGUUUCGAGGUUUCGAAAAGUACUCCACCAUCAACAAGAGUCAUCAAGAACUACUCUUUAUACAAGAGACCUUCGAAUGGCCGGUGGUGGAGGUUUUGCUACCAGGCGAGGUGCUCACCGUGCAGCUCAUCAUGCGCGGGAGGUUCGGCAGCCCUCAUCUGAUGGGGGUCUACCGCCUCGGGAUGCACAUCCUCGUUAAUGAUGGCCAGCUGACCGUCACCGACAGCCUUGUAGAUGACAACAACAAGUCUGUGCCGGUCUUCAUUGACAUGGAUGUCUUCUACAUCCCGCAAGAUCUUGUGAGAGAGAGAGAUGCUUUAGAAGCAGAAGGAAGAGCGGUGGUCGAAGUUCACCGCCGGCCUGAUGGUGAUUUGCCAGGGAUACACGUCCCUCGGCCGCUGCACCGUGCAAUACGUGAUCACAUGAUGAAUCCUAUGCCAGGACCGUCUACUAGUAGGGACCCAGAUCCCCUACCAAUAGUGAUGGAUCCGGAGCCAGAACCCGAAAUCGAAACAGUCCCCAUGGAAGUAGAUGAGGACACUAAAUACUUGGAUGAACUCGAGCGCAACAUAGCCGCAGCUGAGCGCUCCAUACAAACACAAGAAGUCGUCGCUGACGUUGAACCAAGUGAUGAAUCAAGAUCCCAACGACUCAAAAACGUCGGCAAAAAGAUUCUAAGCAAAGGAUUGUCUUUUGGCGGUGAUAAAACCGUGAGACUCGUAGAGAGCACCUCGCCCCAAAACAGACCUUCUACCAGCACUGGCAGGCGUACUUCGCCUUUGAGAACUAUGAGAAAUCUGAUUCGAUUCGGCCGAGCUCGUCGUGUCAGCAGUGACGAGGAACAAGGCCUGCUGGAAUGUCAACCAGGACCGUCUUCAGCUCCUGAUAGACCAAUGAGUCAAAAUUCUGAAAACUCCGAUGAAAUGCUCGUUGAUACCAGUACAGACGCUGACGUACUCAAUUUGCGUAAAAUACGGACAACUGUAGACACUGGCCGUGCUACGGCCAUGAAGGCUACUGACUUUCAAGUAUGCGUUACGAUAAUCGAGGCUCGCCAGCUGGCCGGCCUCAACAUGGACCCCGUGGUGUGCAUUCAGGUGGGAGAGAUUCGCAAGUACACCAGCGUCAAGGACAGCACAAACUGCCCCUACUACAAUGAGUACUUCGUGUUCGACUUCCACAUGCCACCGGUGAUGCUAUUCGACAAAAUAAUUACAUUAUCGGUGCUGCAGUCGAGACACAUUCUUCGAACGAACAAACUCCUGGGCACUUUCAAACUUGACGUAGCAACGGUGUGGAAUCAACCGGACAGACAAUUCUAUCACAAGUGGGCGCUGCUGACUGACCCUGACGAUGUCAAUGCUGGCCCCAAGGGAUACCUCAAAUGUGACAUCAGUGUCAUUGGUAAAGGUGACACUGUCAAAGUACCACCAAAGAGUGAGAAAGAUGAAGAUGACAUUGAAGCUAACUUACUGCUACCCGACGGCAUGCCUGUUGAGCGCCAACGUGCCCGUUUCUUCAUCAAGAUCUAUAAAGCCGACGGCCUCCCCAAGAUGAACUACAGCCUCCUGGCUAAUGUCAAGAGAGCCUUCACCGGCGAGAGUCAAGAUCUCGUGGAUCCCUACGUUGAAGUCAGCUUUGCUGGGAUGACGGGAUGUACAUCAGUAAAAAAGAAUUCCUACUCUCCAGUCUGGAACGAACAGAUCGUAUUCACUGAGAUGUUUCCACCGCUGUGCCAACGUCUUAAGAUACAACUAAAAGAUGACGAUGCCGUCCACCCUGGCAUCAUUGGCACUCACUUCAUUGACUUGCAAACUAUUUCCCACGAAGGCGACAGAGGUUUUUUGCCAACCUUCGGGCCAGCAUACAUCCACAUGUACGGGUCCACUCGCGAUUACAGUCUUUUGGACCAACAUGCCAAUCUGAAUACCGGAAUAGGAGAAGGUGUUUCCUAUCGCGCGAGACUACUCAUUGCGAUCCGAACUGAGAUUAUGGAGAUAAUAGAAAAUCCCUCAACUGAUGUAGAGGUUGAACCGAUCGUAGCAGUAAAUGAACAUCUCUAUGAAAAACACGAGGAGUUCUUUUUGUUCUCCUGCUUAUUUGACGUGAACAUGAUCGAUAAACGUCUCACUGAUAAACCCAUUCAGUUCGAGUUGAGCAUUGGGAAUGCUGGCAACGUCCUCGAUGGGAAUAAAGAAUCCAUGAGGAGACCCCAGGACUUAAAUGUUCCAGACUUGAAUGAUCUCAGCGCCGAUUCAGGCUUCUGGCAGAGCGUUUCUCAGCCAACCAAAGCUAUUUCAUCUGACAAGAACUAUUACUUUUUACCAUACUGGGACUUGAAACAAUGCAUGCACGUACGCAGCAUCUGGCCCGACCAUCGCCGCCGCAUGUACAACUCUAACAUGAUUUACAAGAUUAUCGAGCAAUUUGAGGAAGGUCUCGAUAACGCACAAAAUGCUGUUGAAACGGAUGAUGGACCAGACAGCAGCUGUGUCGCAUACAUGAAAUCUGUUCUUGAUUCAGUGAGUGCGUCAUGCAUCAACUACUUAGACCACAUGGGCAAUAUGCCUAUAGGAGGGGGCACAAAACUUGAUCGUGAGAGGCAUAAAUUAUGCCUAACAGAAAUUGAGCAAAUGAGCACUUUAACAAAGAGUCUUAAGGCUCUAGUAACUAAACAUUCCAUCAAGGAUCGCAUUCGUACCGCGUAUACUUAUCUGAAUAGACUAAAACAUUUGUGUGAAGACCCACAACACGCGAUGCCAGACGUUUUCAUCUGGAUGAUAAGUAAUGGGAAACGCCUGGCUUAUCACAGAUUCAGUGUCAGAGACUUAAUCUUUUCGGAAUCUAUGGAGGAACGUGGAAAACUUUGUGGGAAAAUGCAGACACUGUUUUUGAAGUGGCCGGGUAAAAAAGCUACAUCUCCAAGCGGUUGGUCAAUUCCCGCUAAAAUUAACGUCUUCGUAUGGCUUGGGACGUUACAAGAUAAGAAACAUUUCCUUGAGACUCUUCCAACUGGCUAUGAACUUAGUCAAGAAGUUAAAAACGCAGAUAAACCUAGAGCGCUUGCUCCUGAAACUUUAUUCUACGCAGAGAAACAUAAUUUCCAAAUGAGAGCAUAUAUUUACCAAGCGCGUUCGUUGAUUGGUUCAGACUCCUCAGGACUAUCUGACCCUUUUGCGAGAGUUGUCAUUGGUGACACUUCGGCUACUACACAAGUUAUUGAUGAAACAUUAAGCCCCACCUGGGAUGAGUUACUGGUGUUAGACGAUAUAUUGCUUUAUAGCACAAUAGAGAAAAUAAAAUCCGAUCCCCCGACAAUUGUAAUUGAAAUAUUCGAUCAAGAUAAAGUAGGAAAAUCUGAAUUUAUUGGUCGGACUUUGGCCAAGCCGACAGUAAGAACUUACGAAGACAUACGUGGUGGGCUACAGCCACCGCCCAUUUUGGAGUGGCACGAAAUUACUAGGGGUGAUGAUAAAGCUGGAGAAUUAUUAGCAACAUUUGAAAUUCUCGAGAUUCCCCCAAAGGGAAAUGCGUCAGUGUUACCGGCCCUGCCGGACCCAAAAGAAGUAGUUAGGAAAGAAUUAAAUGAAAUUCAAAAAAGUAAAUCGUAUCCCGUUCCUCUAGGAAUACGACCUACUUUGUCUAGAUAUCGAGUUGAAGUAUUAUUCUGGGGUUUACGUGAUGUCAAAAGACUUCACCUUCUUACAGUAGACAGACCAAGAGUAGACAUCGAAUGUGCUGGAAAUCUUGUAUACUCGAGUGUUAUCCAGAAUGCUUCACGUAAUCCCAAUUUUCCAUAUCCCAUAAAAUAUAUUGAUGUGGAACUUCCUGAUCAAGAUCUCUACAGACCUCCAUUGACAAUCCGAGUCGUUGACUGCCGCAGUUUUGGCAGAAUCACCCUAGUGGGAACGCAUACUAUUAAUUCCAUACAUAAAUACAUUUACACUCCAAUGAGUAAACGCGAAAGAGAAAUUGAAGAACGAAAGAAGUCUAUCAUAGAACUUCAGAAUGUUGAUUUGAGAACUAAUCGAAUAAUACAAGAUGACGCAUAUGCUGUCGAAACCGAAAGAGAAAACUGUCCUUUGCUUGUGCGUGAGGGACGUAGCAUGACCUACGGAUCAGGAAUUAAGAUGCCAAUGAGGAAGAAAAUUCUUCCACGUGAUGGAAGCAAGAAGAGGAAGGGAAGUACCGAUUCCGUUUUAGAUGAUGAUGAGAGUAACAAGGACUGGUGGACUAAAUACUUUGCUUCAGUUGAAACAAUGAUUGAAGAUGAAAAAGAAAAUAAACGAGAGCGAGAUUAUCUGAGACCUCCUCAGAUUAGCUAUGUAAAUGAAAUACGUUCACCACGCGACGAACUUGGCUCUCCUCGCUUCGAUCGUGACCGUCGCAGGGACCCGCGCCCAUCGACUUCACCGAGAUCCAAGACAAGUCCAUUGGUAGCACCAAAGAAGAACGAGAUACCGCGCUCAGCUAUGACAAAAGUUUAUCCACACGAACUUGAAGCUGUACCUGAAUAUGAAGGGUUCAAAGAGUGGCUGAACUCAUUUGAACUAUAUCGCGGCAAGAAAACUGGCGAUGACAGCGAAGAUGAUAAUCGAGUUGUUGGAGUAUUUAAGGGCGCCAUUAAAGUUUACAAAUGGCCUCUACCAAGAGGAAUCGAUGAUCAUACCAUCAUGGGCUUCGAUCCCAAUAAUGGAUUUUUCCAAGGUGUCCCGAAUAACGAUCCCAUACAUGUUUUAGUCCGCGUUUAUAUUGUUAAAGCCACUGAUUUACAUCCCAUGGACUUAAAUGGAAAAGCUGAUCCUUAUAUUUCAUUACAACUUGGUUCGAAAAAGAUAAGCGACAAGGAGAAUUAUGUAUCAAAACAACUAAACCCUGUUUUUGGCAAAUGUUUUGAGAUAGAAGCUACCUUCCCUCAAGAUUCGAUGCUUACAAUUCAAGUUCUGGAUUGGGAUUUAGUAGGAUCUGACGAUUUGAUCGGAGAGACCAAAAUUGAUCUCGAAAACCGUUUCUAUAGUCGCCAUAGGGCAACUUGUGGAUUGCCUAUGAAAUAUGAAGAACAAGGGUACAACCGUUGGCGUGACGCUAUGAAACCCACCCAGAUUUUGGCAAAACUAUGCAAAGAUGGCAAGUUAGAUCCACCCAUUUAUGACUAUGGCCGGGUAAAAAUUGGCAAAACAAUUUUCAAUAUGCCAGUGAACGACGAAGAACUCUUUUCAAAUAGCGACACAGCUGAGGAACAAAUGGCACUGGUUGUUCUGCAUCGUUGGCAUGAGGUCCCUCGAGUGGGAACUCGUCUUGUAACUGAACAUGUCGAGACUCGCUCGUUGUAUAAUCCCAAUAAACCUGGAAUUGAACAAGGACGUCUUGAAAUGUGGGUGGACAUGUUCCCCAUGGAUAUGCCACUUCCAGGACCACCCGUUGACAUAUCUGCUCGCAAACCUAAAUCUUUUGAAAUGAGAGUCAUUGUUUGGAAUACUGAUGACGUGGUUUUGGAAGACGAUGCGUUCUUCACAGGAGAAAAGAUGUCCGAUAUUUACGUAAAGGGGUGGGUACGUGGACCUGAUGAUUGCCAGUGCACUGACAUACAUUACCGCUCUCUGACCGGAGAAGGUAACUUUAACUGGCGCUUCAUUUAUCCCUUCGAAUACCUGGAGGCUGAAGAACGUAUUGUGAUUUCUCGCAAGGAGUCUGUCUUCUCUUGGGAUGAAACAGAAUGUAAAAUACCAGCCCGGCUCGAACUGCAAGUCUGGGAUGCUGACCAUUUCUCAGCUGAUGAUUUCUUAGGAGCAAUAACACUGGACUUGAAUCGUUUCCCAAGAGGAGCUAAAUCAUCUAAACUAUGUACUCUGGAUAUGCUACGAAACGAUGGAUCCGUGCCAAUGGUUAACAUUUUCAAACAGAAACGUGUCAAGGGCUGGUGGCCUUUCUAUAUUAAACGCGACACCGAAGAAAUGGAAUUGACUGGAAAGGUGGAAGCUGAAAUUCAUCUCUUGACUAAGGAAGAAGCAGAGAAAGUUCCAGCUGGAUUGGGUCGCAGUGAACCAGAUCCCUUGGAAAAACCAAAUCGCCCUGACGCGUCCUUCAUGUGGUUCCUGAACCCGCUGAAAUCGAUCCGUUACAUCGUGUGGCACAACUACAAAUGGGACAUCUUGAAAUACUCUCUCAUCAUUAUUGUGGCCGUCAUGCUCCUGUUGCUGGUGUACUCAGUUCCAGGAUACACAGUGAAGAAGCUCCUCGGAGCCUAA
Danaus chrysippus (African queen) is the source of this 6342-nucleotide messenger RNA. Lineage: Eukaryota; Metazoa; Arthropoda; Insecta; Lepidoptera; Nymphalidae. The record is from the annotation of a GenBank genome assembly.